This is a messenger RNA of Ipomoea nil (Japanese morning glory), 1522 nucleotides long. RefSeq names its product phospholipase A1-IIalpha-like. The record is from RefSeq and is a predicted model, not a curated record. The coding region runs from base 97 to 1308 and encodes 403 amino acids. Gene Ontology annotation, biological process: lipid metabolic process. The transcript has 3 exons. Gene Ontology annotation, molecular function: glycerophospholipid phospholipase A1 activity. NCBI's taxonomy places the organism in Eukaryota, Viridiplantae, Streptophyta, Magnoliopsida, Solanales, Convolvulaceae.
GAUAUAAAUAGGGGGACUGUGUGGGGAGUUUCAUCAUCACCAGUACUUUAACAAAGAAUUAUUUCCUAGAAAAAAAAGAGAGAGAGAGAAUUGAAGAUGAGCGGCAUAGCUGAAAGAUGGAGGGUCCUAAGUGGGAGUGAUAACUGGGAAGGGCUGCUAGACCCUUUGGAUUCGGAUCUCCGCCGCUACCUCAUUCACUAUGCAACCAUGAUUGCACCCGUGAGCGAGUCUUUCAUAAACGAACCAGCUUCCAAAAAUGUGGGGUUACCGCGAUAUGCCAGGAAAAACCUCCUUGCCAGGACAGGAGUUGUCAAGGGAAACCCUUUCAAAUAUGAAGUGACGAAAUACUUCUAUGCACCAUCAACAAUAAAAACCCCAGAAGCAGGAUAUAAUGUGAGGGCGGCGCGGUCUGAUGCGGUGCUAAAGGAAUCAAACUGGAUUGGAUAUGUUGCUGCGGCGACGGAUGAAGGAAAGAUUGCAUUAGGGCGGAGAGACAUUCUGAUUGUUUGGAGGGGAACAAAGCCAAUAUCAGAAUGGAAGGCCAAUUUUACAUUCUCUUUAGUCAAAGCUCCCUUAAUCUUUGGCCAACAUUCUCUUCCUCUCGUGCACACGGGUUGGUACGAUAUGUAUACCACCAUCAAUCAAGAUUCAGCAUUGAAUCAAAAGAGUGCCAGAGAUCAGAUUCGAGAAGAAGUUGCAAGACUUAUUGAAUUAUACAAGGGCGAAGAAAUUAGCAUAACUGUGACAGGGCACAGCUUGGGUUCAGCUCUUGCAACACUGAAUGCAGUAGAUCUAGCUGUCAAUCCAGUCAACAAAAACCAGCAGGAUAAUAAUGUUCCUGUCACUGCUUUCUUCUUCGGAGGCCCCAAAGUAGGGGACCAGAAUUUCAAGGAUGCUUUUUCUAAUCAAGGGAAUCUCCGAGGCAUGCGAAUCUCGGACGUCAAUGAUCUUGUCACAAUGGUUCCCUGGGGUUCCCAAGUUGGUGGUAAGAACAUACUUUACGAAGCUGUGGGAGUGGGUUUCAUAAUUGAUUCUAAGAAGUCGGAGUAUUUGAAGCCUGGCCUCGACAUCAUGGUCCAUCACGACUUGAUGUUUCAUAUGCAUGGAAUUGAUGGAUUCCAAGGGUCUCGGGGAGGGUUUGAACCUAAGGGAGACUUUGACAUUUCCAAACUUAACAAGUAUCGCCAGGGUUUGAAGGACGAGUAUCAUGUGCCAGUGGCGUGGAUGAACGUAAAGGAUAAAGGAAUGGUUCAACAGGAAGACGGAACUUAUAUUCUGGACGACCAUGAGGUGGACGAAACAUUUUAAGUACAACUGUUUCACGUAGUGUAUGUUUGAAUAAAGUCUCCAUGACCCUUAGCUUUAUGGUAUUUAGUCGUUGUGCUUUCAAUAAGAUCGGAGGCAACUAGCAGCUUGUGGCUAGUUGUCUACCUGAAUGUAUGCAUGUGUGUUAGAAUUUGUUUGUUAGUUUUGGAAUUAUAUUAUGUCUCAAUGGUAUGAUAUCGUGUUUCUCUGACGUAAA